UCCUCAGUGGUCAUAUUGUUUUUAUACAGCGUGCUACGUCCUACGUCACCACGUUGACCCCGAAGCGGAAGUGGACACGUGGGGUUGAAUUGAACCACCACGCAUGUUGUGCUGCUGCGAAACUAAUUCAGAAUCAGAAGUGAACCCUCCUCACCAUCAUCAUGGCUGUGAGAGCAUCGUUUGAGAAAAACAACGAGAUCGGCUGCUUCGCCAAACUCACCAACACGUACUGUUUAGUGGCCAUCGGCGGCUCAGAGAACUUCUACAGUGUGUUUGAAGGAGAACUGUCUGAAACCAUCCCAGUGGUUCACGCUUCCAUCGCGGGCUGUCGCAUCAUCGGGAGGAUGUGUGUGGGGAACCGUCACGGCCUCAUGGUGCCCAACAACACGACAGACCAGGAGCUGCAGCACAUCAGAAACUGUCUGCCCGAGGCCGUGAAGAUCCAGAGAGUGGAGGAGAGGCUGUCUGCGCUCGGUAAUGUCAUUGCCUGCAACGACUACGUAGCGCUGGUCCACCCCGACCUCGACAGGGAAACGGAGGAGAUCCUCGCAGACACUCUGAAGGUGGAGGUUUUCCGUCAGACAAUAGCAGAGCAGGUCCUGGUCGGCUCUUACUGCACGUUCAGUAACCAGGGAGGCCUUGUCCAUCCCAAGACGUCCAUAGAGGACCAGGACGAGCUGUCCUCUCUGCUGCAGGUCCCACUCGUGGCCGGCACAGUGAACAGGGGCAGUGAGGUCAUCGCGGCAGGGAUGGUGGUCAACGACUGGUGUGCGUUCUGCGGCCUGGACACCACCAGCACAGAGCUGUCCGUCAUCGAGAGCAUCUUCAGACUGAGCGACGCAGCACAGCCCUCCGCCAUCGCCACCAGCAUGAGGGACUCGCUGAUUGACAGCAUGGCGUAAGCUGUCUUCAGUUUCCUGCCGUCAAAGAGCUCUGCUGCCGAUCGCCCGGUCUCAAACAUGAAGUCAACAAGCUGCUGGACCUCGUUUUCUCAACUUAAAAAACACCUCCUUUCACACAGUAAAUCUCAAUUUUACUCACAAGCCUCAGCUCCCACCUGCAGCCACAGCGCUCCGAUCAUUUUGUACCUUUUUAGAUUUUCCAAAUCCUUUCCUCUGGUUACCUCAAUCAGGUCUCUGCAGUCAGACAGUCAUCAGUUUAUGGUGAGAAAUCCUGGCAGCCAUUCAUCCAUCGACUCAAAUCUUAAUUUGACUGGGUCUAGAGGAGAGAAUACCUUAACGUUUCUCAAAUGAGAGACUAAUAACUGUUAACAAAAGAAGAAACUAGUGCAGGAGGGUGAAAGAAAGCUGUCUGACAAGAUAAGUUUUAUAUUUCAGCCUUUGAUGCUCUAGUGAACGAAUGAAACAGGUAGAUUUAACAUCUCUCCCACUGCGGAGGAGAAACUAAGCUUUGCUUUGCUAAAAUGAUUAGAAAACUGAAUUUUUACACGUGCCUGUAUCAUUAAAAAGUCAUUUUUUUGGUUGGAGUGUGUGUGUGUAACCCUGAUGGGAAACUAUCACAUGCUUUAGCAGAAUCACCUCCUGAUGAUUCAGAAACUCUUUUUGUCACUUGUAGUCGGUCAGGAAUAAGGAUCUUUUGUUGCCUGUAGCUGUAAGAGAUUCCUGUCGACAGAAACUCAAACUGUAAAGUCCCAAACUUCUGACAUUAAAGGUGUACUCCUGUGUUUUUAAACCUGGGAACUAUUUUUUUCAAUGUUUUCUUACAAACUACUCGUAGGUUUUAAAAGUUUAGGAUUGCUCCGGUAGAUUCCUUCAGCUAGGAGCUGUGAUACAGGCCGUCAAGGCUGCAACAUAAUCCUUGCAGGGAAUGCACCCAGAGCAUCAGAGUGCGUCCACUAAAGGUUCUCGUCUUUGUCACUAACGGGCUCAAACUGUUACUUAAAGUGUUUGACAACAUUGCCAAAAUGAUCUUUUUCAUUGAACUGUUGCAACACAACAGAUAAACAUCAGCUUCUGACCUCAGUGCACGGCACAUUAUUUGAUCAAUCUUGGCCGAAACUGAAGUUGAGCUGCGGUGCAUCCCUCCUUUUUAAAUGUAAUCACUGUAGUCUCCAUAUGUGUAGAGAAUAGGGCCCAAAUUAAUAAAUGCAGGAGUUCCCCUUAUGAGUCAGGAUGUUAUCAAAGUGACAGAGAAACUCUUGAUUGAAUAUUGUCGGCUGUAGUGAACUGAAAGUGUACACCAUGCAGUAUGAUUUAUGCUCGUGUUAUUACACCAACACUGUGUGAAGAAGUAAACAGAUCAAAGCAGAGGUUAGUGGAUGAAAUUUUUCUUAACAAUCAAAAUGUCUCAUCUGUAUUGUAAAAUAAAAUAAAUCACCCUCUUUUUAUCUG
This is a messenger RNA of Notolabrus celidotus (New Zealand spotty), 2351 nucleotides long. It is a transcript of the gene eif6, whose product is annotated as eukaryotic translation initiation factor 6. Gene Ontology annotation, cellular component: nucleolus; cytosol; preribosome, large subunit precursor. Bases 162 to 902 code for a protein of 246 amino acids. Gene Ontology annotation, biological process: assembly of large subunit precursor of preribosome; ribosomal subunit export from nucleus; maturation of 5.8S rRNA. Gene Ontology annotation, molecular function: ribosomal large subunit binding. The transcript has 7 exons. Lineage: Eukaryota; Metazoa; Chordata; Actinopteri; Labriformes; Labridae. The record is from RefSeq and is a predicted model, not a curated record.